CUCGACGGACUCUGGUAUCAACUCAGCAUCUACCAGCGGAAUACAAUUCUCUCGUGGAUCCGCUCAAUUUCCUCUCUCCACUCCCACAUAGGCGCAAAUCUACUGCCAAACACACGAGCACCCAAACACACAACACCAUGUCGUCCACAACACCUCCAGCAGAACCCCCAUUUCGCCGCACGCGCUCCAAAUCGCCGCGAUCACGUCCAACAACACCGCUCCGUCCAUCUUCGCGGUCCUCGUUCCGCGAUAGCGUGUCCCGCGCUCGAGGACCAUACACCUCGUCCACGAACCCCCUCGAAGACCUGCAGGACCAAUUCGCAGAACUCAGUGACGCCAUGGCUGACUUGGAACAAAACUUUGUCGCGCUACAGCUCAUGCACGAGAGUCUGUCACGAUUUAGCGAGAGCUUCGCAGGGUUUCUGUACGGGAUGAACAUGAAUGCUUUCUGCGUGGAUUUCCCAGAGGCACCCAUCCCCGAAUCCUUCGCCCGCCCACAGAACAACCCGGACUUCUCGUCUAGUGUGAAUCGCGCUGAGCCGGACGUCGAAGCUACGUUUCUCACCACGGAUACGUCGUUUGUCGAGAACCCUCCAAGCAGCAAAGUGGCCACGAAAUUUCAGAACCCGGUCACGCCUGCGCCCGCGGCAAAGACGGCAGGUGCGACAAGAGGGAGGGGUGGUAUACCGCGAGGACGCGGUGGAAUACCAACGAGGGGCGGCGUAAACAGGGGCAGGGGAGGAAGUGGAAUUGCUCGGGGCACCGGUAGAGGAAGAGGUAGAGGGGCCGUGUAG
Messenger RNA from Periconia digitata, 794 nucleotides. The record is from the annotation of a GenBank genome assembly. NCBI's taxonomy places the organism in Eukaryota, Fungi, Ascomycota, Dothideomycetes, Pleosporales, Periconiaceae.